Messenger RNA from Myotis myotis, 4214 nucleotides. It is a transcript of the gene IGFALS, whose product is annotated as insulin like growth factor binding protein acid labile subunit. The transcript has 3 exons. The coding region runs from base 981 to 2795 and encodes 604 amino acids. NCBI's taxonomy places the organism in Eukaryota, Metazoa, Chordata, Mammalia, Chiroptera, Vespertilionidae. The record is from RefSeq and is a predicted model, not a curated record. Gene Ontology annotation, molecular function: protein binding. Gene Ontology annotation, cellular component: extracellular matrix.
CAGGCCUAAAAUAAAUCUUUUUAAAAAAAGUCUUUUGGCUUCAUUUUAGAUACUUGACAAGCUGCUCCCGCAGCAGAUGAGGAAAUGAAAAGGACUUAGUAGCCAAGUGCUCUCAGAGGAGGAAGUGGAGGGAGGGCCUGCUCCACCAGCUGCCGAGACCCACUGAAAAGCCUCCAUGGUGCAGGUGGACGCUGAGGGGGCAAGGAGAGCCCAGAAAGGCCCUCGCUGAAGUGGACACUGAGGAGCAGGGAGCAAGGACAGCCACGAACUAAAUGGUAGUGAGCCCCGGGGACCCACUGAGGAGAAUGAAACGUGAGCUCUGCCUCACAUGCUUAGGAAGUGGACUGGAGAGCAGGUAGCCUGCAGAUGUCACGGUGAAAGGUAACAUGUUUUCAAGGUAUUUUAGAAGAUCAUAAAAGUCAUGUGACAAAUAGGACCUGAAACCAGUUUGAUAAAUUGGACUACAUAAAAAAAACCUUUUUGGACUUUUUCCAUCCUUACUGUUGGUAUUUGGGAAAUCAAGUUCAUAACAUUUAAGGAACAGCUUAUGAGAGACCACAUUAAACUAACUCUCGCCACUACCAUGAUAAAGAGCACAAAAAAGCAAAUUACAGAGCAGAAAGCAUGGGCUCCCCACCCCGACAGUGGCUUGCAUCUUAAUGUGAUUUUUUUUUUGUCUUAUAAUUCAGACUUGACAACCAAAUAGAAAACUGGCCAGAGGCUGAAACCUGCGCUUCAGAGAGGACAGCCCACCGGCCAGUGAGCCUGAGCUGCCACCUCACGGGGAUGGAGGAGACACAGACAAGGAAAGCCACUGUCCCCUCCGGGGGCACCUGGCCACCCGACAGGAGGGGGUUAAUGGAGCCCAGAGCCAGCAGGGAUGAGCUGGCCUGUGACAGGCCUGGCCGCGCUGGAGGUGGGGAAAUCCAGAAGGCAGGACAGCCAGCCCCAGCAGACCUGCUGUCUGCUGUGCAUGCGGGAUGGCCCUGAGGAAAGGAGGCCUGGCCCUGGCAGUGCUGCUGGUCUCCUGGGCAGCGCUGGGCCCCCGUGGCCUGGAGGGAGUGGAGCCUGGAGUGCCAGGGGACACCGGGGGCCUGCAGUGCCCAGCCAUCUGCACCUGCGGCCACGAUGACUACACAGAUGAGCUCAGCGUCUUCUGCAGCUCCCGGAACCUCACACGGCUGCCCGACGGGAUCCCCGACAGCGCCAGGGCCCUGUGGCUGGAUGGCAAUAACUUCUCCUCCAUCCCCGAGGCAGCCUUCCGCAACUUCUCCAGCCUGGGCUUCCUCAAUCUGCAGGGCAGUGGGCUGGCCAGCCUGGAGCCCAAAGUGCUGUUGGGCCUGCAGAACCUGUACCACCUGCACCUGGAGCGGAACCAGUUGCGCGGCCUUGGGGCUCACACCUUCCUGCACACGCCGGGUCUCGCCUCACUUGGCCUCAACAACAAUCUCCUCAGAAGGGUGGAUGAGGGCCUCUUCCGUGGCCUGGCCAACCUCUGGGACCUCAACCUUGGCUGGAACAGCCUGGCCGUGCUCCCCGACACCGUGUUCCAGGGCCUGGUCAAUCUGCGUGAGCUGGUCCUUGCAGGCAACAAGCUGACCUACCUGCAGCCCCCCCUCUUCCACGGCCUCAGCGAGCUCCGCGAGCUGGACCUGAGCAGGAACGCUCUGCGGGCCAUCAAGGCCAACAUCUUUGUCAAGCUGCCCAAGCUCCAGAAGCUCUACCUAGACCACAACCACAUUGGCGCCAUGGCCCCGGGGGCGUUCCUGGGCCUGAAAGCUCUGCGCUGGCUGGACCUGUCACACAACCGUGUGGGCGGCCUCCUGGAAGACACCUUCCCAGGCCUGCUGGGCCUGCACGUCCUGCGCCUCUCACACAACGCCAUCCCCAGCCUGCGGCCCCGCACCUUCAAGGACCUGCACUUCCUGGAGGAGCUGCAGCUGGGCCACAACCGCCUCAGGCAGCUGCCGGACAAGGCCUUUGAGGGUCUGGGCCAGCUGGAGGUGCUCACACUCAAUGACAACCAGAUCCAGGAGGUGAAGGCGGGGGCCUUCCUCGGCCUCUCGAACGUGGCCGUCAUGAACCUCUCCGGCAACUGUCUACGGAACCUUCCAGUGCGAGUGUUCCAGGGCCUGGGCAAGCUGCACAGCCUGCACCUGGAGGGCAGCUGCCUGGGCCGCAUCCGCCAGCACACCUUCGCUGGCCUCUCCGGGCUGCGUCGGCUCUUUCUCAAGGACAACGGCAUCACGGCCAUUGAGGAACAGAGCCUGUGGGGGCUCCCUGAGCUCCUGGAGCUGGACCUCACCUCAAACCAGCUAACGCAGCUGCCCAGUCAGCUCUUCCAGGGUCUUGGCAAGCUGGAGUACUUGCUCCUGUCCCGCAACCGGCUGUCGGCACUGUCAGCAGAAGUCCUGGGGCCCCUGCACUGCACCUUCUGGCUGGACAUCUCGCACAACCACCUGGAGGCCCUGCCCGCGAGCAUCCUUUCGCCGCUGCGGCUGCGCUACCUCAGCCUCGGGAACAACUCGUUGCAGACCUUUGUGCCACAGCCUUCGGGCCUGGAGCGCCUGUGGCUGGAGGGCAAUCCCUGGCACUGUGGCUGCCCCCUCCAGGCCCUGAGGGCCUUCGCCCUGCAGCAUCCCACUGUCGUGCCCCGCUUUGUCCAGGCCGUUUCCGAAGGGGAAGACGGCCAGCGACCUGUGUAUACCUACAACAACAUCACCUGCGCCAGUCCCCCCAGCAUCUCGGGGCUCGACCUGCGUGAUGUCGGUGAGGACCACUUUAGUCAUUGCUGAUCCAACGCUUAUCCAGGCCAGAUACUGCCCUGGAGUCAGGACAAGCCCUUGCCAUCCCCGGAGCCUGGUGGGCGCCCUACCCCGCAACUCCCGGAGGCCAGGCCCACACUGCUUACUUGUUGGGGGUUCUUCUCAGGGAACACACGGUCCUGGGGUUUGCUGGCCUGGCACCUGAGGGCAGAUCAGGAGGAUCGGGGGCACAGCUGUCACCCAUUAAAAGCAAUGGAAUAAACAUGCCUGUGCCCACAGGGAUGAAACUUGGCGGAGAGAGGAAAGCAUCCGUUGGGGCACCUGUGGAACGCUCCUGCUGCCAGCUCAGCCCACCCCGGGGGUGCCUCGGUCCCUCUGCCCUUCCACUCCCCUCCGAGCUUGGACUCUUCAUGCUCUCCCACCCUGGUCCCCGGACGCCCACCUCCACCUGAGGAGAGGAGGGCAUUACUCGGGUCCUUGUUAGGUCGCGUUCUCUCGGAGGCGGCCCAGCCCGGGAGCCGAAGCACAGCAGAGGCAGCCUCAGCCCCAGGAGGCCCAGCAGCUGGUGUCAAACGGGGCCAGAGCAGGUGCCAAUCCUCUCUCCCAGCCAAACCCCUUAAUGGCGCUUCCUUCCCCCUCCCCCCACCUCUUCCUCUUGGCACAGCCCCCUUCCCCAGUACCCCAACAUCCAUGGAAAUGGUACCGAAGGUUGCCCUGCUGGACACCCCCACCUCAGAGCUGCUACACCUCCUCUGACAGCCCUUCUUCCCUCGGAAAGAGCGGCACCCCCGCCCUUCUUCUGCUUUGCAGAAUGGACUGCCCUCCUGCCUUCCUGGGACUGACUGCAUUUCACACUCCUCUGCCCUUAGCUCUGCCCUAGGUCCCUGCAGUGUGGAGGCCGGCUGCGGGCCCCCAUGCACACGUUUCUCUGACAUAUCAAAUUCCCCUGCAAACACACCCUCACCCUAAUCCUCAGGGGCCUGUUGAUAACCAGCCUGCUGGUCCAGCCCGGGUCUUAGGGUGAACGCUGCCUGCUAUGGCACACAACCAGUCAUACACCGAGGUUGGACAAAGGCGGAAUGACCUAGAAUAUCAGACUUAUAACCAUGGUGGCAGGACACAUUUAAUUGUGGGCUCUGAAGUUACUACCUUACAGGGUGCUCCCGUCCUCAAUCACAAUCACUCACAGCCCCACCAGCAGCCAGGCACUUGAGGACGACAAAGUCCCCAGCCAACCUACAGACCCACAAGCUUUGUGGACAAUGUGGAGGUAUCAGGAGUGGCCUGCCCGUCUGGGGCAUGUGAGCGCCACGGCAUGAAGAGCGAACGCGCAGGCACCGAGCUCAGGCCAUGGCACUAAACCCCUCGCUCUCCCCAGGGCCUGCAACAGGCCAAGCCAGCAGACCACUCGCUGGCAGUGGCUCUGGUGCCCAGCUGCUGCUGAAGCAC